This is a messenger RNA of Closterium sp. Naga37s-1, 777 nucleotides long. Lineage: Eukaryota; Viridiplantae; Streptophyta; Zygnematophyceae; Desmidiales; Closteriaceae. The record is from the annotation of a GenBank genome assembly.
AUGAGGGGGUGUGAGGGGCACCCACGAGGGCGGUGCGAGGGGCACUCACGAGGGGGUGCAAGGGGCACUCACGAGGGGGUGCGAGGGGCACCCACGAGGGGGGUGCGAGGGGCACUCACGAGGGGGGUGCGAGGGGAACUCACGAGGGGGUGCAAGGGGCACCCACGAGGGGGUGCAAGGGGCACUCACGAGGGGGUGCAAGGGGCACCCACGAGGGGGUGCAAGGGGCACCCACGAGGGGGUGCGAGGGGCACUCACGAGGGGGUGCAAGAGGCACUCACGAGGGGGUGCGAGGGGCACCCACGAGGGGGUGCAAGGGGCACUCACGAGGGGGUGCAAGGGGCACUCACGAGGGGGUGCGAGGGGCACCCACGAGGGGGUGCAAGAGGCACUCACGAGGGGGUGGAAGGGGCACUCACGAGGGGGUGCGAGGGGCACCCACGAGGGGGUGCGAGGGGCACUCACGAGGGGGUGCAAGGGGCACUCACGAGGGGGUGCGAGGGGCACCCACGAGGGGGUGCGAGGGGCACUCACGAGGGGGUGCGAGGGGCACUCACGAGGGGGUGCGAGGGGCACUCACGAGGGGGUGCAAGAGGCACUCACGAGGGGGUGCGAGGGGCACCCACGAGGGGGUGCGAGGGGCACUCACGAGGGGGUGCAAGGGGCACUCACGAGGGGGUGCGAGGGGCACCCAUGAGGGGGAGCGAGGGGCACUCACGAGGGGGUGCAAGAGGCACUCACGAGGGGGGCGCGCAAGCAGGAGCGUGCGACGGGUAG